UCUUUUUAAAAACAAAGUUUUAAGUUUUGUUGAGGCCGAAAAUUGGAAAUUGUGGAAUCCUGUGUGAUUUUACAACUUAAUUCUCAUUGUCUAACUUAUUUAUUCGUAUUGCUACAGCAUGAAUUUAUUAUAAACAAGGCAUUUAUAGGGGUUGGCAAUACUGCUGUAUAUUUUGUUUGAAAGAAUCAAAAUAUUUUGGCAUGUCUUUUUAAAAACGAAAUUUUAAGUUUUGUUGAUGUUGAAAACUGCAAAUUGUCGACUGAGAUAUGUCUUCAACUUCUAUCGAAAAAUCUUCAACCCAAACUAGGAUGAAUUCAACAAAUUUAUAUGUAACAACAACCCAAAUAAUACUAAAAUCGGAUCCCGCAAAUCCACAGUCCUGGCAGGAUUUGUACAGGCUGGUUCCUUAUCUGCGAAACUCGUUGUGUUGCGUCGUGUGUUCGAUGCUAUUAGUCGAACCUUUAACUCCUAGUAAAGCUCAGUGUCAACAUCAUUUAUGUAGACGGUGUAAAGGAGGCCGGAAAAAGAUAAAACCGCAAUGCGAAAGCUGUAAGGAUUGCACAGAGUACACCGAAAAUAAAAGUUUAAGGAUACUGAUGCAAAUGUACAAGAAAAUGUGUGUAAACCUUAUUAACUCGCGAAUUUUUAAAUGUAUUACCAUUCAAUCCAGUCAGCCCGGUACGGGAUUUGAGAGGGGAGCAAGUAAUUUGAUUCAAUUAAUCAAAGAAGGAGCAAUGUUCCAGGAUGAUUAUGAGAGCAAAGGGGGAAUCCCUAAGUCGACGUAUUCAAUUCUACCGUGUAUAUAUACGAACACGGUAUGUCCUCAGAAUAUUUCAGUUCCACCUCAACAACCUCGAGUAGAAUUGUCAAACAAUCAAAAUAGAAAUUCCUUAUAUUCAGUUGUAUACCCCGGAUCAGGCAACAAAAUUACAAUCAAGAGGAAAUCAAAAGAUAGUACAAAUAGCCCUAAUAAUAUUAAUAACGUAAACGCUAGUAAACCAAAGGAAUAUAUAGAAAAGGUUGUUUUUAAAAAGCCUUGUUCGAAACCUAAGAAAGGUUGUAGAUGCGGAAAUGCCACUGCCACGCCUGGAAAACUAACUUGUUGUGGACAGAGAUGUCCUUGUUACGUUGAAAGUAAAGCUUGUAUAGACUGUAAAUGUCGGGGUUGUAGGAAUCCCCACAGACCCGACGGGAAUAAGGUCAUGCCAUAUAUACCUGAACUAGAAUCGCCUCAAAAGAUAAUGCCUUCAAUACAGGAUAUUCAGCUUCGACAAUUUCAAAUUUUACAAUCGACUAUUGCACCGAUUCAACCGCCGCCUUCUGUAUUAGAAGAUGAAUCAAUGACAGCAGGCGUUAAGUUGGAAACAUUGCAAUUAGAUACACAGUUUUUUACUUCUGAGUCCUUAAAUAAUCCUUUCAAAAGCUACAAAUUUUUAGGUAGUAGUUUCGAUUCGCUAGCUUCACUAUCCGGUGCAGAGUUACUUGCAUAUGGAAUGCCUGAAGAGGAGGAAGAAUCUGAUAUUACGGUAGUAUGAUUGGUCAAUGUAUAUUAGAUAUUUAGGCUCUCUGCAUCAAUAAUUUUUUAGUAAGAUUAUUCCUUUGUACUUAACUAUAUUGUGAUUAGCGGUUUUAUAAUAUGUGUAUUCUUUUAAUACACAAUUUCAAUUUUAUUAUAGGUCCUAACGUUAAGUCUACAGUGAUCAGUAAUAAAAUAAGUACAAUUAUGAUGAUAAACAAGGUCUGUAAAUUAUAUCUACCACAAGCAAAUGUGUUCACCAUAUUUCAGUGUAGAAUGCUUUUUUUAUUUUUAUUUUUUAGUGUCUUUAUGCCUGUAUUUUUAAUUUUUUACAUUUGAGAAAUAAGUAAACUAGAUUAGUUUUUGGUAAAAAUAACUAAUAUCAGUUUAGAUUUCUUAAAUAUAUGUUUAUGCAUACAGUACAAUAAACAUAACAAAAAUAUUCAACUUUUUAUACCAAAUUCAGGAAAAAACAUUAAAUAUAAAUUGAUAUUAGUAUAUUUUUAAAAUAUAUAUUCACAUGGACUGCUGUAUAAAAAUGGUGACUGAAUUUAGUAUUUUAGGUGUUUUUGGGGUUGCCUCUAUAUCACUUAUUUUAUUUUGAUAGUAAGAAUCAGUAUAUUAUUGUAUCUUCGAAAAUUAUAUAGUUUGUAAAGGCGCCCUUCAAAUGAUUUUUAAAUCUUAUAGAAAACAUACGUUGUUGUAUGUUGUUGUGAUAUUUAAUACAUAAGAUAGAUUAACCACCUAUUUUUUUAAUUGAAACAAAAAACUUAUUUAAACUUUUUUGUCAUGUG
Messenger RNA from Sitophilus oryzae (rice weevil), 2310 nucleotides. RefSeq names its product E3 ubiquitin-protein ligase MSL2 (gene msl-2). Bases 267 to 1535 code for a protein of 422 amino acids. The transcript is spliced from 5 exons. Gene Ontology annotation, cellular component: MSL complex. Gene Ontology annotation, molecular function: ubiquitin protein ligase activity. Lineage: Eukaryota; Metazoa; Arthropoda; Insecta; Coleoptera; Curculionidae. The record is from RefSeq and is a predicted model, not a curated record.